Phragmites australis (common reed) is the source of this 1551-nucleotide messenger RNA. Its product is annotated as choline/ethanolaminephosphotransferase 1-like. The record is from RefSeq and is a predicted model, not a curated record. Gene Ontology annotation, biological process: phospholipid biosynthetic process. The transcript has 18 exons. Gene Ontology annotation, cellular component: membrane. Bases 146 to 1318 code for a protein of 390 amino acids. NCBI's taxonomy places the organism in Eukaryota, Viridiplantae, Streptophyta, Magnoliopsida, Poales, Poaceae. Gene Ontology annotation, molecular function: phosphotransferase activity, for other substituted phosphate groups.
GCCGCCGCCACCCCACCACUGUCCAUCCCCGCCGCGAUCGCACUCCCUUCUCGGCCCUUCCAGAAGCUUCUCGGCCCCCCGUCCCUCUCCACCUCCGAGCGCCCCCGAUCCGCCAGCGGCCGGCCGGGAACCCGACCGGGCAGGGAUGGGGUUCAUCGGCGCGCACGGCGUGGAGACGCUGAAGCGGUACAAGUACAGCGGAGAGGACCGCUCGGUGGUAGCGAAGUACGUGCUGCAGCCCUUCUGGCGCCGAUGCGUCGCCUUCUUCCCGCUUUGGAUGCCACCAAAUAUGAUCACACUCACAGGAUUUACAUUUCUAGUUGUGUCAGCGUUGCUUGGCUAUAUAUAUUCGCCCCGCCUCGAUACAGCUCCCCCUAGGUGGGUCCAUCUUGCCCAUGGAUUACUUCUCUUCUUAUACCAGACUUUUGAUGCUGUUGAUGGUAAACAAGCGAGGCGCACUAGCUCAUCAAGUCCUCUAGGAGAACUUUUUGAUCAUGGAUGUGAUGCUCUUGCCUGUGCUUUUGAAGCCUUGGCCCUUGGAAGCACCUUGAUGUGUGGAGGAUUGACAUUCUAUUUCUGGGUGGUUGCUGCUGCCCCAUUCUAUCUUGCAACCUGGGAACACUUCUUUACAAAUACUCUCAUUCUUCCUGAAAUAAAUGGACCAACGGAGGGCCUGAUGCUGAUAUACGUAUCCCACUUUUUUACAUUUUUUACUGGAGCUGAAUGGUGGGCACAAGAUUUUCGGAAAUCACUACCCUUUUUUAGUUGGAUUCCAUUUCCAUUUUCUGAAACCCCCUUGUACGUUAUUGUGCUGAUUAUUAUGCUCGUGUUUGCUGUGUUCCCUACCGUUAGAUCCAAUGUCAGAAAUGUCCGAGAUGUAGUUGAGGCGCGAAAAGGAAGCAUGGAACUGGCGCUAGCGAUGAUCCUUCCUUUUAUUGCACUGGUAGCUGGAGUUGCUAUCUGGUGCCAUCUUUCUCCUUCAGAUAUUAUGAGGAAUCAGCCACAUUUGCUUGUGAUUGGAACUGGCUUUAAUUUUGGAUAUUUGGUGGGAAGAAUGAUACUUGCUCAUUUGUGUGACGAGCCCAAAGGUCUAAAAACUGGGAUGUGCAUGUCACUGGUGUUUCUUUGUUUUCCACUUGCAAAUGCUCUCAUUGCAAAGAUCAAUGAUGGGACUCCUUUAGUUGAUGAGCUUGUGCUUCUUCUUCUGUAUUGUGCAUACACAGUGGGUCUUUACAUGUACCUUGCUGUUUCGGUUGUGCAUGAAAUCAAGGAUGCUCUUGGAAUCUAUUGCUUCAGGAUAACUAGGAAGGAGGCUUGAAUGUGUUGUGAAUUCUUGCUAGGGGUUGUAAUGCGUAUUUAUCUGGUCACAAGAGUGUACUGUACACUACCGAUUGCUGAUGUAUAGUAGCAAUAGGGUCCUUCGAAGUUAGGAUGAAUGGAUAUGGGUAGUGUUGAAAACUUUAAAACCAUGCUUGGAUAUGGUGGUUGUAGCUGGUACAUGUAACUUCGGUUUACUCGAUUUUUUUGUUUAGCCUGGAUGCAUUAUAUUUA